GAAAAAAAUCAUCAAAAAUAUUUUUAUUUACAUACCAUAAAUGAUCAAAUAUCCCUUAUAGUAUACCUUAAAUCAUUGUUAUUCAUUAAAAGUAUUUUAAAUAGAUAGUUCAAAGUUCUAUAACUCUAGCCAACGAGGACAUGGAUCGUAAGACACCGGAAUUGCGACCAGCCAUCAAUGAGUACUUCAAAGACCCAUCGCCGUCGUCCGACCUGUUCGACAAAAUAUCGUCUCACGCGACAAAUGAUUUGAAGCGAGAAGAACCGGCUGUCUGUCGUAUUUUCCAGCAAAUAGACUCCAAGAAAACCGACAUAUUCGACAUUAUCAAACCAUCUGACAAUAGCCGCAACACGAGUCCGGGUUUCGAGGUCCGGGAAGCAUCAUUUAUGAAUACUAGUAACAACGAGGAAGAGUCUGAGGAUAUUUUCAUUUAUGAUUAUGAACUCUCAGCCAUACCUGUUGAAGACGAACGCAGACGUUUUGCUUGGAUACCCUCGGUCAAGACGAAAAGUAUACUGGAUAAAGGUUCUCAUAUAAAUCAUAACUUGUCCAGAGAUAUGCUAACCACGCCGGGAGUAGAAAAUGUUACUUUUACUAAUAAAACGUACGAAGGUCUCGUAUCAUACCUCGGUAAAAUCGAAGCAGCUCCAUUUAAAAGUAAAACCAUAGAAGAAGUUACUCAAGACGAUCGAGGUCUAAAAAUGUUAAUCGAAGACGGCAAUCAUGCCGAGGCAUUAAACCUAACUACCAGACUAUUAGCCAUGUACGGACAAGGACCAGGACAAAUGGGUUACCCGAGUAAACACACUAAACAUUCCCUACAGUUGUGGCUUACGAGAUUUUCGUUAUUGGUGAAAACUUGUGCUUGGAAAAUUGCUAGCAAAGAAGCCCUUGCCUGGGAGGAUUUAGACAAACCAGAUCUUUAUAUGCAAUGGUAUAAAGAACUGUAUGGUAACAAAAAUGGAACACUGGUGCCAUUUAGUUUGAGAUUAAUAUUAGCCGAGUUACCACAAUAUACAACGUCUUCAAAUGUCUAUAAAAAACUGUUUGAAGUGCUAACGUCUAUUAAAAAAAUUAUCAAUAACUUAGAAAACGGCUUAGCCGAAGAUGGUCAAAAUAUUGAACUCUCAAUUCAAGACCGCAAUACGUCAAGACUUUUGUGGUACUCGAGAGAAUCGCGAGUCAUUCAUUCCGUCAUUAACUGUGCUGUUAAUCAAAAAAAUUACAAACUUGCUAUACAGUUAUUGAAAAAUCUAAUUGAAAAGCCUAGAUUAAAUUAUACAAUUGAUCACAAUCGAUCACUUCUGUCAGCGAUGGGUAGAAUUUGCCUACAAGUCGGCGAUCUUAAGGCCCAUACUUAUUUCCUUAAAUCUUCGCGGUUGAAACCUCAAGUAAUGGGAACAUUGAGUGAAAAUAAAGCUGAUCAACGUGAAUUAAUCGAUGCAGCGCUUUUGGCCAUUGCACAAAACAAUUACAAAGACGCGUACAAACAUUUUGAGAACGCGUAUAUUCUAAGUUCCAAUAAAGUUAUGGCUUUAAACAAUAUGGCUACGUGUUUGUUUUACGAAGGGCAACUGAACAAUGCCAUUGCCUUGUUAGAAGAUGCAAUACAAAGAUUUCCUGAAUUGGCGCUAAACGAAAGUUUGUUGUCUAACAUUUGUUGUUUUUACCAGUUCCAAAAUUCCGCGUCCAAUAAACAAAGGCUUCUUAAAUACCAUAUAAUUUCCAAGUAUAAAAAUUGUGUUACCGACCUAGUUAUUUAAUUGUGUACUGUAUGAUGAAUGUACAAAAUAAUCAUUAAUUAAUGAUUACGAAGCAAUAUUGUAAUUGAAUCUUCUGUUGAAUCGUAACUUGUAUAGAAAUUAUUAUACUUUUAUUUUUAUAUAAUAUUACAAGUUUUUCGCUGUUAAA
Adelges cooleyi (spruce gall adelgid) is the source of this 1911-nucleotide messenger RNA. RefSeq names its product trafficking protein particle complex subunit 12. NCBI's taxonomy places the organism in Eukaryota, Metazoa, Arthropoda, Insecta, Hemiptera, Adelgidae. The transcript is spliced from 8 exons. Bases 141 to 1763 code for a protein of 540 amino acids. Gene Ontology annotation, molecular function: protein binding. Gene Ontology annotation, cellular component: TRAPP complex; Golgi apparatus. The record is from RefSeq and is a predicted model, not a curated record.